Molecule: messenger RNA, 170 nt
Organism: Perkinsus marinus ATCC 50983
Lineage: Eukaryota; Perkinsozoa; Perkinsida; Perkinsidae
Product: carbonyl reductase, putative
Exons: 2
Source: RefSeq, a predicted model, not a curated record
AUAUCACGUUUGGCGCCUGCUAUUGACGGUCUAGUUAACAACGCGGGCAUCUCAUAUAGCGGUGACAUUGUCGGAUACGAAGAGGCAAAGUUGACCAUGGCAAUCAACUACUACGGUGCCAAGCGUGUGACCAAGGCUUUCUACCCCCUCCUCAGGAACACGGGCGUAUC